AUGAUGCAUGUUGAUAAUGAUCUUCCAGGCGUGUUCUUUAUUGAUGGUCCAGGUGGAACUGGAAAAACAUUUUUGUACAUUGCCUUGCUUGCUGAAAUUCGGUCACGUGGUCUUAUUGCUCUCGCAACAGCUUCAUCAGGUGCAGCGGCUAAUAAUAUGCCAGGAGGUAGAACGGCUCACUCGAGAUUCAAGAUUCCUCUUAAUCUUGAAAAUAAUUCAAUGUGCAAUAUUAAAAAACAGAGUGGGGCCGCUAAACUGAUUCGCUCUUCCAAAAUAAUCAUAUGGGAUGAAGCGUCGAUGGCUAAACGACAAGCGAUAGAGGCAGUCGAUGGUACAUUCCAAGACAUUAUAGGUGUUAGUCUCCCAUUUGGUGGAAAGAUAAUGGUUAUGGGAGGUGACUUCAGACAGGUGUUGCCGGUUAUUAAACGUGGCACUCGAGCACAGAUUGUAGACUCCAGCGUACGAAUGUCACCUCUUUGGUCUUUGACUAAGAAGAUGCGGUUGACCAUAAAUAUGAGAGCGCUGAAAGAUCCAUGGUUUUCUAAAUUUCUUUUAAGAGUCGGCGAUGGAACUGAAGAACCAAUCGAAGGAAACUAUAUCCGCAUACCCGAUGACAUGACAAUUCAGUGCAACAACAGAGAAAACGCUAUAAAAGAAUUGAUCCAUGCCAUCUUUCCAUCAAUUGAAGAUAAUGUAUAUUCUUCAGAUUAUAUAAUCUCUAGAGCAAUAUUGUCCACUAAAAAUGAUAGUGUUGACGAGAUUAAUAAUCAAAUGAUUGAAAUUUUUCAAGGGGAGGAAAAAGUUUAUUACAGUUUUGAUGAAGCUGAAGACGAUCAGCGCAACUUCUAUCCGGUCGAGUUCUUAAAUUCGCUAAAUGUUAGUGGUUUGCCGCCUCAUAAGCUUCAUUUAAAAAUUGGAUGCCCAAUAAUAUUGUUACGUAAUAUCGAUCCAUCACAUGGCCUGUGUAAUGGCACGCGGUUGAUAUGUAAGGGUUUCAUGCGAAAUGUUAUUGAUGCGGAAAUUGCAGUCGGUCAACAUGCCGGAAAAAGAGUUUUUUUGCCAAGAAUCCCUCUAACCCUUUCUGAAGAUGACAUGUUCCCAUUCAAGCUGAAAAGAAAACAAUUUCCAAUUCGACUUAGCUUUUCCAUGACGAUUAAUAAAGCUCAAGGUCAAACAAUUCCGAACGUUGGUAUUUAUCUACCGGAUUCUGUAUUUUCACAUGGACAACUUUAUGUCGCGUUAUCAAGAGGGAUUUCAAGACAAAGUACGAAGGUGUUGGUACAUCUCGCCAAAGAAUUCAAACAACGCGGAGUUUACACAUCAAAUGUUGUCUACCAGGAAGUGUUGCGUGAUUAA
Molecule: messenger RNA, 1356 nt
Organism: Helianthus annuus (common sunflower)
Lineage: Eukaryota; Viridiplantae; Streptophyta; Magnoliopsida; Asterales; Asteraceae
Product: ATP-dependent DNA helicase PIF1-like
Exons: 1
Coding region: 1-1356 (451 amino acids)
Biological process (GO): telomere maintenance; DNA repair
Molecular function (GO): DNA helicase activity; ATP hydrolysis activity
Source: RefSeq, a predicted model, not a curated record